This is a messenger RNA of Gloeophyllum trabeum ATCC 11539, 339 nucleotides long. Its product is annotated as hydrophobin 2. The record is from RefSeq and is a predicted model, not a curated record. Lineage: Eukaryota; Fungi; Basidiomycota; Agaricomycetes; Gloeophyllales; Gloeophyllaceae. Bases 1 to 339 code for a protein of 112 amino acids. Gene Ontology annotation, molecular function: structural constituent of cell wall. Gene Ontology annotation, cellular component: fungal-type cell wall. The transcript has 3 exons.
AUGUUCUCCAAGCUCUCGCUCGCAAUUACCGGCGCCCUCGCCAUCCUUGCUGCCGCCACCCACGCCCCGAACGAGCCCGCCAGCCAGUGCCCGACCGGCGAGUUGCAGUGCUGCAACAGCGUCGGGAGCGCGACCGACCCUACCAUCGCGACCGUCCUCGGUUCGCUUGGUAUCCCCGUCCAGGGCGUCUCGGCCCUUGUGGGGUUGACGUGCUCUGCUGUCAGUGUCGUCGGUGUUGGCAGCGGCGGUAGCUGGCAGGUCUCCGCGACUCCGGUGUGCUGCACUGACAAUUCUUAUGCGGGUCUCGUAUCCCUCGGCUGCGUCCCCGUCAGCGCUUAA